AUGCUGCUGAACGGUGACUUUGAGAAGGACAAGAGUUUGGGGGCCACAAAGCUGAUUGGCUGGGCCAAGCUCAAGGAGAACAGCACUGUUGGUGGCGGAGGUCUGUACAACGGCUCCAUCCUUUCUUACGAUGGACGGCCAGGCUACCCCUUCGACAACCCUAAUCGCUACUUCCGCACCCGGCAGGCACGCAGCACCGCAAAAGGCAACAUCGCCUUCGCGCUGGUGAACAAUGCGCCAUUCAAUGUGACCAGCAAACGUCAGAAGAUCUACUUCGACUGGUUUGUGGACAACCCCUGGCCCUACUACUUUGUCGUUGACACGAUGUCCCUGCUGGCAAACCACAGCGACAUCGUGCAGCACCAGGCCCGCGUCGACCUGUAUGACUACGACAAGCUGAAGCCGCCGGGCAACUACUCGGACCUCGCGGCCCAGGUCUUUGACCAGUACAGCGCAACCGCCGGUGACGCAUACCUUGGGCCGGUGCUGUCGCCGAACAUCGUCGCACACACGCACAACCUGCAGUCGAUGGCGACGGAGGUGCCUCUGGAGCAGUACGUGGGGAAGCGGAUCCUGUUCGUUUUCCGGUACAGCACGAAUACGUACUUCCUCGGGUUUGGGCUCGACAAUGUACAGGUCGUGGAGUGCAACCACGAGGACGAUUGGAGCGAUCUAAAAGUAUGA
Molecule: messenger RNA, 684 nt
Organism: Monoraphidium neglectum
Lineage: Eukaryota; Viridiplantae; Chlorophyta; Chlorophyceae; Sphaeropleales; Selenastraceae
Exons: 4
Coding region: 1-684 (227 amino acids)
Source: RefSeq, a predicted model, not a curated record